Messenger RNA from Scomber japonicus (chub mackerel), 1301 nucleotides. RefSeq names its product UDP-GlcNAc:betaGal beta-1,3-N-acetylglucosaminyltransferase 2, like (gene b3gnt2l). Lineage: Eukaryota; Metazoa; Chordata; Actinopteri; Scombriformes; Scombridae. The record is from RefSeq and is a predicted model, not a curated record. The transcript has a single exon. Gene Ontology annotation, cellular component: membrane. Gene Ontology annotation, molecular function: protein N-acetylglucosaminyltransferase activity. The coding region runs from base 1 to 1281 and encodes 426 amino acids.
AUGAGACUUAUUCACACCUUCAGUGCUAUGGUUCUCCUUGGCACUUUAGUUUUGAUCUUCUUCUACUCGAGUCUACAUUUAGAGACGACCUACAGUCGCAAGGCUGCUGCAGAGGACCUCAAGACCCUCAAGAAGAAGAGCAUCACCAAACCUCCUCAUACACCUCGUCAUACACCUCCCCAUACACCUCCCCCUCCUUCUCAUCACUACAAUGUGACUGUUUCUGAUGGCCUCAAACAGACCAUCCCUCAAAACAAAGCGUAUUGGAACCGGUUGCUGUACUCGGCCCUCAGGCGUCUGGACAAGCGGGAGGACCCUUUCGGACACGACUCCCGCUGGGUUCACUGCAGGGAGGCAAAUCAAGAGCUCCUGCAAACCAACGUGCACGACAUCACGUCCUACCCCGGUUUGUUCCAGGACUUUUUGGAGGGCAUGCAUUGCAGGUCUCCUCCUGUCCUGAUUGAUCAACCCAACAAGUGCAUCUCUGGUGAGAAGGGGAAGAAAGACGAGCAGAUCUUUCUGCUUUUUGCCAUCAAGACAACUCCUGCAAACUUUGAGCGGAGACAGGCGGUGAGGGAGACUUGGGGGCGAGAGGAGGUGUAUGAGAGUGGACUGAGAGUACGCACAGUGUUCCUCCUGGGUAGCUCCUCGCAGGAUGACCCUGACCUCAGCUCCUUGCUUUCAUUUGAAGCACAGCACUUUGGGGACAUUCUGCAGUGGGACUUCUAUGAAUCCCUCUUGAAUCUGACGCUCAAAAUGAACAUGGUCUUCCACUGGACGCAACAAAACUGCCCCCAUGUCUCCUUCGUCUUUAGUGGGGACGACGACGUCUUUGUCAACACGCCUGCAUUGGUCAACUACCUGCAGUCUCUGGAGCCUUCAAAGGCCUCUCGGUUGUAUGUUGGACAUGUUAUAAGCACAGCAAACCCUCUCAGAGACCCUAAAAGCAAAUACUACAUCCCUUGGAGCUUCUAUGAAGGCCCAUAUCCUGCUUAUGCUGGCGGAGGAGGCUUUCUUAUCUCUGGAGCAUUGCUGCGACCUUUCUACGCCGUUUCACGAGUCAUUCCUCUCUUCCCCAUCGAUGACGUCUACAUCGGGAUGUGCGCCAAAGCUCUGGAGGUUACUCCUGAGGCGCAUGCCGGCUUUCAGACCUUUGAUGUGAAGGAGCAGGAUCGGGAGAACCUGUGUGUCUAUAAAGAUCUGAUUCUGAUUCACCAGCGCACCCCACAACAGAUGAAGAAGCUAUGGAGGGGCAUCCACAGUCCCUUGUUGACUUGCUGAGCCAAUUCUGGAGCAGGACU